CAUGGCAGAGGGCAGAGGACGGGGCGGAGGGGCGUGAUGGCAUCGUCGGUGGUGCGGGCCACGGUGCGCGCGGUCAGCAAGAGGAAGAUCCAGGCCACCCGCGCCGCCCUCACCCUGACCCCGUCAGCCGUCCAGAAGAUAAAACAACUUCUUAAAGACCAGCCUGAGCAUGUAGGUGUGAAAGUAGGUGUUCGUACAAGGGGAUGCAAUGGACUUUCUUAUACGCUAGAAUAUACAAAGUCUAAAGGAGACUCUGAUGAAGAAGUAGUUCAAGAUGGGGUUAGAGUGUUUAUUGAGAAGAAAGCACAGCUGACACUUCUAGGAACUGAAAUGGACUAUGUAGAAGAUAAAUUGUCCAGUGAGUUUGUCUUCAAUAAUCCAAACAUUAAAGGAACAUGUGGCUGUGGAGAAAGCUUUAACAUCUGAAAUCUCAGGACUACUUCUUUGACUUUAAACAUCACAGGACACUUGCUUUUUGGCUUUCAGAAGUAGAUCAGUUUUCUUCAGAUCUAGGGUGUGUGAAGUCUGGACACCACUAAGAAAAAUAAAAUUGAGUCGUGUUGAGUAUGUAAAUUGUAUGUUAAAUUGCAGCACUGAUGUAUUUAUGCUGUAACUUGUGAUGAGUUGGAAUCUAUAAGGUAAGAACAGUAAGUGCUAUCGUAAUGUCACUGUGCUUUUACAUGCCAAGGAAAUAAAACACUGCUGUUCUUUUCCUUUGCA
This is a messenger RNA of Centrocercus urophasianus (Greater sage-grouse), 720 nucleotides long. It is a transcript of the gene ISCA1, whose product is annotated as iron-sulfur cluster assembly 1. Gene Ontology annotation, molecular function: 2 iron, 2 sulfur cluster binding. The transcript has 4 exons. The coding region runs from base 37 to 426 and encodes 129 amino acids. NCBI's taxonomy places the organism in Eukaryota, Metazoa, Chordata, Aves, Galliformes, Phasianidae. The record is from RefSeq and is a predicted model, not a curated record. Gene Ontology annotation, biological process: iron-sulfur cluster assembly. Gene Ontology annotation, cellular component: cytoplasm; mitochondrion.